This is a messenger RNA of Chenopodium quinoa (quinoa), 1696 nucleotides long. RefSeq names its product binding partner of ACD11 1-like. Bases 383 to 1258 code for a protein of 291 amino acids. The record is from RefSeq and is a predicted model, not a curated record. Gene Ontology annotation, molecular function: RNA binding. Lineage: Eukaryota; Viridiplantae; Streptophyta; Magnoliopsida; Caryophyllales; Amaranthaceae. The transcript has 5 exons.
AGGUAGGUCCAUUCCUACCUUUUUUCUAACCGCGUGUCGUAGAUUUCAUUCUGACGAUAUUAUUACACAUAUUAAAUUAAAAUACUCUUCCAUUAAUAGCUCCAAAACCGUUUAUUAAUUACGUAAUUAAUAUAAAUAAAAAAACAAAAAAUGAAAAAUCUGGUUCGAUCGUGCUUAAAUGACAAAGUGAACCCCCCACCCACAACUCACGUGCUUCACUCGCCGGCAAAACUAAACUUUAUUGAGACUUGAAUUCAAAUUCUUCUUCUUCUUCCUCCUCCUAAUCUUCCUCCCCUUACAAAACUCCCCCUUCUCUUUCUCUCUCCUCUCCCACAACAUUUUCUCUCUCUGAAACCUCCUAUUUCUUCCUUCCAUUUCAAAAAUGUCGGCUAAGACUGUUAAAGUCAGCAAUGUAUCUCUUAAGGCAUCUGAGCGAGAGCUCAAGGAGUUCUUUUCUUUUUCCGGUGAUAUCGUAUAUUUGGAGAUGAAGAGUGAAAAUGAAGAAUCGCAAACUGCCUAUGUUACCUUCAAUGACCCACAAGGAGCCGAAACUGCUGUUUUGCUUACGGGAGCAACAAUUGCUGAAAAGACAGUGACAAUAACUUUGGAUCCAGACUACAAGUUGCCUCCUGCUGCUUUAGCACCGCCGGCUGAUGCCCCUGGAGGUGCUCAAGGUGCUCUGCGAAAGGCAGAGGAUGUUGUUACCAGCAUGCUAGCCAAGGGCUUUAUCUUAGGGAAAGAUGCAGUUGGCAAGGCAAAAUCCUUGGAUGAGAAACAUCAGCUUACUUCAACAGCCUCUACCAAAAUUGCAUCUCUUGACCAGAAGAUUGGUCUUACGGAGAAGAUUAGCAUGGGUACUUCUGCAGUCAACAACAAAGUGAAGGAGAUGGAUCAGAAAUUCCAGGUUUCUGAGAAAACAAAAUCAGCAUUAGCUGUUGCUGAGGAAAAAGUCAGCACUGCAGGGUCCGCCAUAAUGAAGAACCGCUAUGUGCUUACUGGUACCACCUGGGUAACUGGCGCUUUCAGCAGGGUGACAAAAGCAGCUGGUGAAGUUGGGCAGAAGACGAUAGAGAAAGUUGGAAUGGCAGAAGAUGAGCAGAAGAGGAAAAUGGUGGAUGACUUUGCUCAGGUCCAUCUAUCAGAAUCUGACUCCCCCAAGGCUCCAUCAUCCCCUAAGUCUUCAUCAUCACCCAAGGAUUCUUCCCCGAGUGAGAAACAACCUACAAAGCCUGAACCAGUGCAAGGUUUGAUCCUUUAAGAUGUGCCUCAUUGUAUAUAUUUUUGACUCAAGAAUUUUUUACCUGUUAUCACGGUUAUUGCCUCUACUUUCGGUAGUAACCGGUGUAAACGAAACUUGCUUUAUAAGUGGAUAUUCAACUAUUUCUGGGUCUUUACCAUCCUUCGUUUGCACGGUGAUGGACUAAACAUUUUGAUGGUAUUGGUCAGUCUUUUUGUUUUGGGGAUAGUUAUGUUUUACUUAUAUUUAAGUGUAAAUCGAGCUUUCAUCAUUAUAGACAAGUACUCAACUUUCUUUCUCCAUUUAUAGGAAAAUCCUGAUUGAGAAAGAGAAACUUUUGAGAUGUACUUACAGCCCUAUAGCCCAGAAUUCGGAUGAAUAUUCUCUUUUGGACUAGCAGGGAUAUCCAAAGUUUGAGUUCAAUCUCAUUUAUAUCAAAACAUUAUUGUUCUUUGUAAA